CUCCCAUCAGGCCACCUUUCUUGCAAGAUAAAUUCUUUCUCCACGCCGUUUGAUGAACAUUCAACAUUCCAGCUGGUUUCCUCUUUCUGUCAGAGCUUCAUUGUCUACUUAAGAUGGCAUCAAGACUGCAUCAAAAAAUUGCUUUUAAAGAUGGAAAGCCUCAGUGUGAGAAAAUGUGUGUGGUGCUGAGCAGCCCUGUGGGGAGAAUUGAGAUAUCUGGAUGCGGUACAGGAGUGCACGAAAUCCAACUGCAGGGCAAUGUUCUUCCAUCCAGUGGCACUAUGGAAUCCUUGGUUUCUUGUGAAGUAUGUGAAGCCCCAGAGGAAAUGACAGCGCCACUGAAACAGUGUGUUGCCUGGCUUCAGGCCUAUUUCUGUGAGCCCUGGAUGAUAGAGAAACUGACAAUGCCUCCUUUUCACCAUCCACUUUUGGAACAAGCUUCAUUCACCAGAGAAGUGUUGUGGACCCUGUUGAGAGAUGUGAAAUUUGGAGAAGCAGUUUCUUACAAGCAAUUAGCAGACCUGGCAGGCAACAGCAAAGCAGCCAGAGCAGUGGGAGGAGCAAUGAGAAGCAAUCCUGUCCCGAUUAUAAUACCCUGCCACAGGGUGAUUUGCAGCAGUGGACAGACUGGCAACUACACGGGAGGAAGUCAUCUGAAAGAGUGGCUUUUGUCACAUGAGAGGCUUCAGAAGGAAAAGUUAGCAUAUUGAUGCAGUUCAGGCACAGCUGUUAUACAGCCAAAACACAUAACCAAAGAUACUUGGCUUAUAACAAGCUUUCAGAACACACAGUAGAAUUCAGGAAAAUGGUAAAUAUUUGAGUGACAUAUAAAUAUAAUACAACAUCCGAAGCGAAAUGUGUGGUGGCACUACUAUAUUAAAAAAGCUGAAUGUGUCCUAGGGGAUACAGCUUGUAUGCCCUUUCUUGUUUUUACAUUUUACAGCAGAAUGAGUACAGCGGACUGUGCCUGUUGUGCAUGUAUUUUGUUCCCAUCUCCAGCGUUGUUUUGUUCUAUUUUUAAUGUCCAUUAAAGCAAGGAUAAGGGAGUGGGAGGGGCAUGGCAAAUGUUAGAUGCAACUGCCCCUCUAAGGAAGCAUCUGGCUGGCAGAGGGGACAGCCGGGAAUCCGAAGCCUUUUGCGUGUGUUCGAAGAGCAAAAUUAAAUGCAUAAGCUUCAGCACACACACACACACACCUCCCCCUGUUCCUGCCUGGAUGUGUAUUUGUCCAGAUUGAAAAGCUUGUACCUCUGCCAGGCUUGGUGCCCAAGAUUCUCCUGUUUUCUUUGAUGUUUGAACUGUUGAAAUGAUGUUUUACGUAAACAAUUGUUAAUGAAACACACUGAAAACCCAUUCAAAGGAAACAGCUAUUAAAUUGCCUAUUCACAGCUUUUCUUUUCAGAUCACUGUA
Gekko japonicus is the source of this 1409-nucleotide messenger RNA. It is a transcript of the gene MGMT, whose product is annotated as O-6-methylguanine-DNA methyltransferase. Bases 114 to 710 code for a protein of 198 amino acids. Gene Ontology annotation, biological process: DNA repair. The transcript is spliced from 6 exons. NCBI's taxonomy places the organism in Eukaryota, Metazoa, Chordata, Lepidosauria, Squamata, Gekkonidae. Gene Ontology annotation, cellular component: nucleus. The record is from RefSeq and is a predicted model, not a curated record. Gene Ontology annotation, molecular function: methylated-DNA-[protein]-cysteine S-methyltransferase activity.